GGAAGGAGAAACGACAACACUGAAUCUCUGCACGGUUAUUGUGUGAACAUGUCCACGAUACAAAGUCUGAGGGCUUUUGUAAACCAGCGGCUGACUGCGGCUGUAGAGGAGAUCUUUGAGCUUCUAGAAACUACCAUAACAAACUAUGAGGACGAAAUACAGCGUCAGAGAAGACUGCUGGAGGUCGUUUCUGAGCCUGAAAACCACACUACAACAAAUCGAGCAGUUUCACCCUUAGGUAUCCAAAAAGAAAGAAAAGAUCAGCAUGAGGAGGAGACCAGCCUCAAUCAGGAGGACCUGAAGCCAGCGUAUUCUGAAGAAAAGCAAUUGUGGAGCAGUCAGGAGGAAGAGCAGCUUCAAGACACAGAGCAGGAUCAUACCACUGAGUUUACAUCCACUUCUGCUUCUUCUAAGUGUGAAGAUGAUGAGGACGAAUCUCAGUCUUCACAGCUUUAUCAAAGGCAAACUCAGGAGUGCAAAGAUGCAGCCAGCAGCCAAAGUUUCAUCAGGGAGAAGAAAUUCCACUGUGACCUGUGUGACAAAAGUUUCACUCAGAAAAAGGCUUUAGUAAUUCACAUCAGAAGUCACACAGGAGAGAGACCAUACAGCUGCUCCACGUGUGACAGGUGUUUUAGUCAGAGGAAGACAUUAGUCGUACACAUGAGGAGUCACACAGGAGAGAGACCAUUCAGCUGCCCCUUCUGUGAGAAAAGUUUUAGUGUGAACGGAACACUGACGAGACACAUUCGAGUUCAUACCGGAGAGAAACCGUACAACUGCAGUGUUUGUGGAAGGAGCUUUAGUUUGUUGACACGACUUAAAAGCCAUAAGUGUGCUGGUGCGAGCAGCAACAAGUAGCAUUUUCUUCUUCAUUUUUAACUUAAAUUUUUGGUAAAACGUUUCAAGACUAGUGUUGUAAUGUUUUUGUUUUUUGUGUUUUUGCUUGGACAGUCAAGGUUUAAGAGUCACAGUUAGGUGCCCGUAGUCACGUGACGAAUAUGUCUGAACCACUAAAAAAAAAGAAAAGAAAACACUUGUAACAGUAUUUAACCGCCAAUCUUGGUGGCAGAAAUGCUGGUAAGUGUUUGCUAACUGCUAUCAAAACACAUGAAGAAGUGUUUGCUCUUGGCUCCUGCUGCAUGAGAGAGGCAGAGCAGCAGACCUCCUGUAGUCUUCUUCCUCUCCUCAUUUCCACACCAUUUUUAAAAAAGCCUCCAGGUGUGAAAGCAGAGAGGGUUGAAGAUAUUACCGCUGCUAAUACAUUUUAAAGACUUUAUAAGGAUAUAUGUAGAAGUAGAGAACACAGAGGACAAAUGUGUUUUUAAGAGCUCUGCUUAAUCUCUGUUUCAACAUCCUAUCCUAUGUUUACAUGAGCCUGUCUCAAGUCCACUGAUGUACACCCGUACUGAACCGUGACCUCAAAACCGAGGUACGAACCGAACUGUGACCUCUGCGAACCGUUACACACAUAUUCAAGACCACAAGAAGUUCUGUGCAUAAAAAAAAAAAAAAAAACGCACAUCAAGGGGCCCCAUUUUUAAGUAUUUAUUGGGUCAUUUUAAAGUGAUGCAUUUAAAUACUGUGUUGAUUUCUGUGGUUAUAGGAUACUCAAAGAUAUAAAGUACGUCUGAAAAUUGCUAUUGUUUUUUUUAGUGUACAGUCAGAGCAACACAUUAAGUUGAGCUCUUUGUUUAAAUGGAAAUUAGUAUUUUUUGUCUUUAAUCUCAGAGUAAUGGCUUAAUUUUCUGAAGAAAAACCUUAACUUGGAACCAGAAUUUAAAUUCUGAAUUUUUUCCCUUGAAAUGUCUCAUGCCUGUUAAAAAAAAGAAAACAUUAUUCUGAGACUGAAAUGACUAUUGUACCAUUAAACUCAAGACUUUCUCACCUUAGGCACCAACCUCUUAAUUACUUUACACUCUGUCUUACUGACCACAAGAUACACAGUGGAAUAAUAAUUUUCACUUUACUAAUGAGGAUAUGCUCCUGCAAGUUUGAACAGAAGACAGUGUGUUCUUGAAUGGCAUUGUGUCAUGUUUUGUUAAAAGCUGAGACACAAAGACUACUGGUUUGCUUGUCUUACUGCUAAAUAAUAGAAUGAUGUAGUCGCUCACUGUUCAAAGUUAAAGCCAUCAGAGUGCGACUAUUCUGGCAGAAGAAAGGAGUCCAACCAUAAAUAGGUCUACUUCAACAUUUUCACUCUGAGUUUUCUGAUUGUCUGUUUCUCACACUGGUUAAAGACUUUUUCAGCACAGUAUUUUGUUAAGUUUUUAAGGCAGAGGCCGUCUUCUAAUGAUGUUAUAUUGUUUCCUGUGAUUGAUAGCUGUAUUCCCCAAAUUUCACAUAUUUCAUCCUCACAAAGAUCCAUGCACUAGAGCAAAUUGCUCCCUUUCUAGUCAGUCUUCAUAAUUCCACAGAAUGCACCAUGAUCGCGCCACUCUGUCCUGCUUGGCUCGAUACACAUGCCAAGUCUAUUUUCAGCAAAUCCUGCUGCCGGCAUGCAUCCAUUGCAUCCAUGUCGAGCAGAUUGACCAAAAAACGAGAACACAGAGCAUCUUAUCAAUUACAAAAUACAACAAUGAUGCAUGGGAAAGAAAAUCUCACAACUUUGUCAACAUUAUGUCACAGGUGGGCAGGAAGGUUUUGGAGGUAAUACAGCACCAUAGAUGAAGAGAGGUUAUUCUUUAAAGUCCCUGUAAAGUGAUGAACAAAUCUUUAUUUUAGGUGUGUUAAGAACCACCAUGCUAAAUUUCAGUCACGAAAAACAACUGUAAGUUUAUAAAAUGAAGCUUCAGAAUCAUGAAAAAUGAGGCAGUAAUAUCUGCUCUAGUAUGGUGUGAUAAAAAAAUCAUGAUGAUAAAAAAAAAAAAAUCAUCAUUUAACUGGCUGUUAACUUUCAAUGAAGCUAGUGACAUCGGCUAACAAGAUUACUAAGAUGGAUUCAUUUUAUAUCAUUGUAGUGUUAGGGGGAUGGGGUAAUUCCCCAUUAAGACUGAUUAUGCCAUUGGCUCAUUUAUUUGCCCUGCUCAAAUAAAACCAGAGAAAAAGGUGAACAACUUUCCAAUGGUCUAAAUAAAAAAUUGAGUUCUAUGCAGGUCUCAGUUUUACAGUAGCCUUAUUCCAACAUAUCUAGUGUGUUAAGACACAAAGUUUGGAUUUCACAUUACAGGGACUUGAAAGAAAACCAAAGGAUUUUAUUUGACAUCAUGCUCUCUUUCUAAGAAAACAACGUUUUAAUUUUUCUAAUGUACUUACUCAUGGUAGAGGACAUAACAUUAGAGUAAUAUCAAACUGAACAAUUAACCUCAUAAAGGCAAACCAAGCUGUUGUUUACAUUUUAUUCUGAGGUCCCAAUUCCUGUGUGAACUUGUAGUUCUUCCCAUGAUCUUCUGGCCUCUUGUCUUGCUCUGGGCUGCACGCCGUUGGUCUGAAUUUGUGAGUAACUCAUCAGUAACGCAGUGUCCUGAUCAGUAUUAGGAUGUUCUUGGACAGUCUGAAGAAGUCAUCUGUUCAUGUUUUCAAUAAGUACUUUAUGUCGAAAGCCUGACUAAAAAAAUCGUCCCAACAAACGAGGAAGUAAAUCUAUUUUAAUGUGUGUUUUCACUGCUAUAGGUGCCAAAUAGAUGGCAAUGGGGAUUUCCUCAUGAGGAAAUGUAAUUUAUAUAAUUUAUGUAAUGUAUAUUCAGUGCCAUCCAAAGAAACAUUCUCUCUUAAUGCAACAUUAGUAUGUCCAGUCUGAGAGCAUUUCAAGCACAAUAGUACUGUUUUAUUAUCUACGGUAGCCUUUUGGUUCUUCCUUAUUGUUCAGAGUAUUAGGUGAUCAGGAUGCUGCUAUCAAGUCAACACGCUUUGUGCAUAA
Cheilinus undulatus (humphead wrasse) is the source of this 3856-nucleotide messenger RNA. RefSeq names its product zinc finger protein 2 homolog. Gene Ontology annotation, cellular component: nucleus. Gene Ontology annotation, biological process: regulation of transcription by RNA polymerase II. Gene Ontology annotation, molecular function: RNA polymerase II cis-regulatory region sequence-specific DNA binding; DNA-binding transcription factor activity, RNA polymerase II-specific. The transcript has 2 exons. NCBI's taxonomy places the organism in Eukaryota, Metazoa, Chordata, Actinopteri, Labriformes, Labridae. The record is from RefSeq and is a predicted model, not a curated record. The coding region runs from base 49 to 858 and encodes 269 amino acids.